This is a messenger RNA of Macroventuria anomochaeta, 669 nucleotides long. Its product is annotated as HET-domain-containing protein. The record is from RefSeq and is a predicted model, not a curated record. The transcript has a single exon. The annotation marks the transcript as partial. Lineage: Eukaryota; Fungi; Ascomycota; Dothideomycetes; Pleosporales; Didymellaceae.
AUGCGACUGUUGAACACAUGUACUCUAGGGCUGGAAAGCUUUGUUGGUGAUUACCCACCCUACGCCGUUCUGUCGCAUUGCUGGGGUGAGCAAGAAAUCAUGUUCUCAGAUGUCUUAAACCUUGCGGAAGCGAAGAAGAAGCAGGGUUUCGACAAGGUCGAGAAGACGUGCGAACAAGCAGUCAGAGAUGGUUUUGACUACGUUUGGAUAGACACUUGCUGCAUCGACAAAAGCAGCAGCGCAGAAUUGUCCGAAGCAAUCAAUUCCAUGUUCGCUUGGUACAAGGGGUCAAGCAAAUGCUAUGCUUAUCUAUCUGAUGUCGACGGACUUGACGGCUUUGCACGCAGCAAGUGGUUUACUCGAGCCUGGACAUUACAAGAGCUUCUGGCACCGAGUCAUCUUCAGAAUGGCGGAAAAUCGGGCAUGGACUUCUUCUCAAGCCAUUGGGUCAAGCUGGGUAGUAAAUCGGAUCUCAGCAACAUGAUCAAGGAUAUCUGUGGCAUUGAGAAGGAGUAUCUCGAAGGCCAAAGCAUUUACUCGGCAAGCAUCAGCAUGCGUAUGUCCUGGGCAGCUGAGCGGAAAGCGACAAGAUCAGAAGACAUUGCUUACAGCUUGCUGGGUCUUUUCGACGUCAACAUGCCAUUACUAUAUGGUGAGGGUAAGCUAAAG